AUAUCUUGCAGUGAAGCAUUUCAGUUACUUACUACAGGGCCGGCAUUUCACUAUUUUUACUGACCACAAGCCCCUGUGUCAUGCUUUCACUACUUCACUUGAUAAACACUCCCCUAGAGAAGCCAGACAGUUGGAUUAUAUCUCCCAAUUUUCAACCGACAUUCAGUACAUCAAAGGGGAUGCGAACGUGGUAGCCGAUUCUCUUUCAAGAAGUGACAUUAACCAGCUCCAAACGUCGGUAGACAUCAGUCUUGAUCGUAUGGCUCAAUUACAAAGAGAUGACGUUGAACUCCAAACCUGCCGCAGAAACUCUUCCUUACAACUCAAAGAUGUGCCUAUCCCCUUAUCAGAUGCAACCAUAGUCUGCGAUGUAUCUACCGGCACUAAUCGUCCAUUUGUCCCUCUCAGUUGCCGAAAAGCAUUGUUCGAACAUUUACAUUCGCUUUCCCACCCUGGAGUACGCGCCACGGUCAGGCUGAUCAGCGAACGCUUCGUGUGGCCUAAAAUGAACUCUGACAUUCGGAGAUGGGCACGAGAAUGUAUCCAAUGCCAAUGCUCCAAAGUACACCGCCACACUAUUACAACCCCGAAGACGUUUAAAUUACCCGAAAGGAGAUUUCAGCAUAUCCAUAUAGAUAUCGUGGGACCAUUGCCAACAUCAAGGGGAUAUACACAUAUCCUGACAGCGAUUGAUAGAUUUACUCGUUGGGCUAUUGCAUGCCCCUUAAACGACAUAUCUGCUGAAAACGUUGCUUUAGUUUUUCUCGACCGUUGGGUGUCAAACUACGGUGUACCAACUACUAUUACAUCCGACCGCGGUCCUCAAUUCCAAUCGACACUCUUUCGCGAACUGACGAGACUUCUGGGAGUGAAACAUAUCUCCACAACAGCCUAUCAUCCGGCAGCGAAUGGUCUAGUGGAAAGAUUCCACAGACAACUGAAAAGCUCCCUGAUGGCGCAGAAUGAUACAUCUAAGUGGAGUGAAUACUUACCUUUGAUUUUACUUGGUAUCCGAUCUACUAUCAAAGAAGAUUUAGGAUGUACACCGGCUCAACUUGUCUAUGGCACCAACCUAACCUUGCCUGGACAGCUAGUCCCCUCAGCCGAUUCCACAGACGUGAACAUUGCCGACUUCACUAACCGAUUAACUAGACAAAUGCUUCAACUUCAACCAACAGCACCUCGACAAUCUCCCCGACGAGAUCAGAUCAACAAACAUCUACAAACUUGCAAAUUCGUCUUCAUUCGAGUCGACGCCAUCAGAAAAGGAUUGCAACCUCCAUACGAAGGACCCUUUCAAGUUAUUAAACGUUCAGACAAACACUUUACAGUGAACAAGAAUGGAAAACGAGAGACUAUUUCCAUUGAUCGAAUCAAACCCGCAUACACCGACAACGACUUCGAAUCUACAUCGGCAACUGCGCAAUCAAAUAAUCAAACAUCCGAUUCCACUCCACCGGCACCAAGUCUUAUCCUCCCUCCAUAUCAAACACGUAGUGGUCGGCAAAUCAGUAAACCGGCUCGCUACGUUCAUUUUGAGGACUAACAAAAGAAAAAUAAUUAAAAAUUAUUAUUAUCUUUUUCGUUUAGACAUUAUCAUCAUGACCGUUAGUAUUUCGUCGUAAACUUUGAUGUUACUAUCACUAUUAUUUAUUUAUAUGUACCUCACCUAAAAAACAGGUAUUGUCCUUUCCAAAAACUAUUGAUCUUUAAUCCAUAUUUUUUUUAAUGUUUCUUUCCCCUCCUUAAUUACUGUGUAUUUACAUAUUUUUCUUUAUACAUUAAAAAUCUAUGUUCAUGGUU
This is a messenger RNA of Trichobilharzia regenti, 1803 nucleotides long. NCBI's taxonomy places the organism in Eukaryota, Metazoa, Platyhelminthes, Trematoda, Strigeidida, Schistosomatidae. The record is from the annotation of a GenBank genome assembly.